AUGCGCGUCGCAAUCUCCUUCGCCAUCCUGGCCUCAAUGCUCCCCUUCGCCCUUGCGAGCGUCCAAGAGCCGAGCGCAACCAAGUUGAUCAACGCUGUGCAGACCCAGUAUCUCACCCCCAUUCCGCCCAAGGAUCCCGCGAAGCCUAUUGCUGCAGGGACCAACUUGAGACGGAUCCACCCGCAGGGAAGGUCGGAUCUUUGCAUCACUGUCCAAGGUGGCGAGAUCAUCGGCGGUGCCGAAGUGGGGAUCGCGUACGUAGAGCCCGACGGGUCCGCCCGCGCCGACUGGCAAAAGUGGGACAUGAAGCUCGCCCAGGCUGGCGGUGGCGGACAGAUCAAGGCGUCCAACGCGCAAUACUGUCUCAGUAUCGGGGACGAUACGUCCGACGCCGCGCGACCGAGGUUGGAGAAGUGUGUGGACGCUGGUGCGGCUAAGGAUAAGGGUCAGAUGUGGGCUGUCACUCGGCUCAGUAUCAAGAAUAUGAAGAAUAACUGCAAUCAGUGCAUUGAUAUUCGACUCCAAUCGCCGGUAUACGAAGGGAAGGGCUGGAUCUCGCAGAGAGACGUCCAGACGUGGGCUUGCGCCAACGCCACUGCGAACGAGAACAAUCCGCAGCAGGUGUGGGAUCUCAUGCUGCCGGAUGGAAACAUGGCUGGGUCGGCGCCUGGCCGGAGGGCCCAGCUGACGCGGGGUCGGAGGAGCUUCUAG
Dioszegia hungarica is the source of this 711-nucleotide messenger RNA. RefSeq lists its product as uncharacterized. The transcript has 5 exons. The record is from RefSeq and is a predicted model, not a curated record. The coding region runs from base 1 to 711 and encodes 236 amino acids. NCBI's taxonomy places the organism in Eukaryota, Fungi, Basidiomycota, Tremellomycetes, Tremellales, Bulleribasidiaceae.